This is a messenger RNA of Chrysoperla carnea, 519 nucleotides long. Its product is annotated as retinol dehydrogenase 12-like. The record is from RefSeq and is a predicted model, not a curated record. Lineage: Eukaryota; Metazoa; Arthropoda; Insecta; Neuroptera; Chrysopidae. Bases 1 to 519 code for a protein of 172 amino acids. The transcript is spliced from 4 exons.
AUGACAACGAAAUCAGCACCGGGUCGAAUUGUGACGGUUUCUUCAUUAGGACAUAUAUUUGCAUCAAUAGACCCAAAUAAUCUAAAUAAACCUAGAGCUAUAGACUUCCAAAAUUAUGUAAAUUCUAAAUUAUGUAACAUCUUAAUGAGUAAUGAAUUAGCACGAAAAUUAGAGGGAACAAAUGUGACAUCAAACUGUUUACAUCCGGGUGCAAUACGAACGUCAAUAUUUAGACGCUGGGAAUGGUACCAAUGGCUUUCAAUGUCGUUUCUAUAUUGGUUUAUCUUUAAGAAUGCUAAAGAAGGUGCUGAAACCACAAUCCAUUGUGCAGUAUGUGAAAAAGUAGAUGGAGUUUCAGGAAAAUAUUUUCAAGAUUGUAAAGAAUAUUGGACAUUACCAAUUGCUCGUGAUAAAAAAUUAGAAACGUGUUUUCCUCAACUUGCGGUUUUACAAAACGAUUCCCACGAUUCUGAAAACACUUUUUCACCUGUCGGAUUUAAUAUUUGUACAACUCGUUGA